GCUCAGCUAGAGCGAACACAGGCACCUAGACAAGUUUCCCCUGAAGAAGCCAAGGUCGUCCUCCUUGUCAUAUUAAUCGUCUUUCCUCUACCUUGGAGGGACCCUCAACUUGCUCCCUGACUUCAGCCUCCUACCCAAAGCUGCUGAGGAGUGAGUGACCUGCUUCUGGGCCUCCAUCCGCACAGCCACUGACUUCCAGCCCGUAGGCCUCUAGCCCAGGCCCCCGCGCCCUCACCAUGGUGAAGUUGCUGCCUGCCCAGGAGGCAUCCAAGAUCUACCAUACCAACUAUGUAAGGAACGCGAGGGCGAUUGGUGUGAUGUGGGGCACGCUCACCAUCGUCUUCUCCAUACUGGUCAUGGCCCUCUUCAUCCAGCCAUACUGGAUUGGUGACAGUGUCAACACACCCCAGGCAGGCUACUUCGGCCUUUUCUCCUACUGUGUGGGCAACGUGCUGUCCUCAGAACUCAUCUGCAAGGGUGGCCCACUGGACUUCGGCAGCAUCCCCUCUAGAGCUUUCAAGACCGCCAUGUUCUUUGUGGCCUUGGCCAUGUUCCUCAUCAUUGGCUCCAUUAUCUGCUUCAGCCUGUUUUUUGUCUGCAACACGGCCACGGUCUACAAGAUCUGCGCAUGGAUGCAGCUGGCUGCGGCCACAGGUCUGGCGAUUGGCUGCCUGGUCUACCCAGAUGGCUGGGACUCAAGCGCGGUGCGAGGCAUGUGUGGGGAGCAGGCGGGCAAGUACACCCUGGGCCAGUGCACCAUUCGCUGGGCCUUCAUGCUGGCCAUCCUGAGCAUCGGAGACGCCCUCAUUCUCUCGUUUCUGGCCUUCGUGCUGGGCUACCGGCAAGAUAAGUUGCUCCCUGAUGACUACAAGGCCGAUGGACAAGAGGAAGUCUGAAGCCGCUGAAGGGUCGGUCAUCUACUUCCCUGACAAUGGAAAAUUAGGGAUAGAAUUCUCCAGAGAGAAAAACGUGUUCCUGCCACGCAUCCCUGCCCCUGGCUACUGGAAGCUUGAAGCUCCGAAGUCUUUCAUUAUAGGAGUAGGAUUAGAAUCUGGCAGUCUCCUGAGACGAGACCUCCUACUGUCUCCAGAAAACUUUCAGGCGACGCAGAACUGCAGUGACCCACAUCAAAGAUACUCAGAGACAUGGGUGGUAUUCUCCUGACCAGGGACCCAAGUUCUCUUCCUAUCCCUUCAUACUCGAAAAUUACUGGACCCUCUCAAGGCCUCACCUGUAAAACGAGGUGGAAUGAGUCCCUGUCUAGCGGCCCCCUGGUCUGUGUCUCCGACAGCCUAAUUAACGGAGGAUGCCCUCCUUUGAAGGCACAGCAGAAACUGCCACCGGCUAUCAAGGGCAACUGAAGAGAGGUGGCUGUGAGCGUGCUGGGUUAUUUCAGGUGGAGGUUUAGGGCAGCCUGUGCCUUUCCUUAACCAAUACACUCUGACAGCAUUUUGUGUUUUUUUAUGAUGCUCAUAGGUGGAGAAGGCAUAGAGAGGCUCCCAGAACCUGACCCAUCAGGAAGUUUAAUAAAGAUUGGGUGAAUGUAGGAUCUAAACACUUAGGAGACUAAAUUGACUAUUUUCCCCUUUGGAACCCCAAAUCACGUUUCUUCAUAGUACCCACACUGAUCCAAUCUGAACUGGCUAUGAAAUUCAGGAGUUUGUGUCCAAGUAAUUUAUAGUGACAGAUGACACUUCUUGUAAAACACUUUGGAUCUGCCACGUUAAGUGGUGCAUCUUUUGCCAGCCUCCAGAGGGGAACUCAGUUUAGGUAAAACCUCAUUGUAGUGAAGGCCAACAGAUAGGUUCUCUUGGCUGCUCCCUGCCUGGGGAGUAGUGUAUUAGAAACGGGGUCUUGUUGAUUAGCUCAGUGAGUGACCCUAGGGGAUGCUUGGUCCUUGUCCAUUUACUCACUCAGGAAAGAGGAAACAUGGGCACCGUUCUCUCAUUGGGGAGAGGGGUAAAUGCUGAGCAAAGGUGUUAUGGGUCUUGUCGUUGUUUUGUCACACAGCAGUGACAAGGUGAACAGGUUUCCUAUUCUUGGGCUGCAGGGCAGGAUUUUUAACCAGUGCACUCUGACAGCUUGUGCAGGACGGCUUUUCUUCUCUAGUUCAGAUGGGCCAGGAGUCAGAACCCUCCCAGCACUGUCUCAGUUUUGGCUGAUGGUUAACUAUUAAAAUGGGGUUUACGAACAAUCCUAUUUGUUUUCUUGCACUGAUAAAAUUAUGUCAGGCAAGCUUGAAUGACAGAAUUUUACAAGUUCUGUAGCUUAGUGAGUUUUCUAACUACAUUUGUUUAUUUCUCGUAAUUUUACUUUUUAUAAGACGCAAAAAACAUUUCUAAAAGCCUCUCUACCCUCAAAAUAUUUCUCACUGAACUGGCGCUCAUGGUGGUUCCCAGAAACUUCUGGGAGUGUAAGGUGCAUCACCAGGCAGAGCGAGUGUCAGUGCUGGGGACGGAUCUGCCAAGUUGUAGGAUCCAGCGUUUCACUUUGGCUUUAUCUUCAAGGAAACUCAGAAUUUACCCCCUCCAAUAAUAGUGAUGAUUUUGGUUGACACCCUGUAACUGCUUAUCAGCUCUUCUCAAGUGGCUUUACCUUUAAAUAAAUUCUUAAAAGGCACCUCAAAUCUCAUGUUUGAAAGAAUACAAUCAAUAAAAUCAGCACUCCUUUAACGAAGUUGUCUUAUUCCUUCCUCACUUCUGGCUUGCCUCUGCCUUGGGCUGGGGGCUGGGGACGAUUGUGACACCCAAGUUUCACCAAUAACUAGCCCUGAGCAGAGAUGGCCGUGAGGAAAGGGCUAGUCAUUUAUAUCUGAAAUGUGAACUGGAAGGAUAUCCCAAAUGCUUUAUCUUAUAUUCCUGCAUUAAUUACCCAUUGCUGCAUAUUACCCACACCUCAGUGGCUUUAGAACAUUCCAGUUUCUGUGGGUUAGGAAUCUGGCAUCUUAGCUAAGUGUCUCUGCCUCAAGGUUUCCCACCGGGCUGCCAGUAAGGUGGUGGGCCUGCUUCCAAGCUGUUUGUCUGCAGAAUUCCGUUUCUCACAGGUUGUACUGAGGGCCUGAGUCCUUGCUGGCUGCGGGCCUCUCCAUAGGUGUAUUCACCUGGCAGCUUACUUCCGCAGAGCAAGAGGGUACAGACAGAAGCUACAGCCCUUUUGUAACCUUAUCUCAGAAGUGACACCGUCAUGUUUUCCUUAAUCUGAUUGUUAGAACAGUCACAAAGUCCAGCCCACAUUCAAGGCAAGGGGACUACACAAGUGUGUGAAUAACAGGAGGUGGGAAUCGCUGGGGUGCUUUUAAAAGUAUUGUUAUUCAUAAUUACUUAAGUUUCUGCUGAAAUGGGUGUGUACCAGAAUGCUUUACUGGGACAAAGAUUAAAUUCUGCUUUAUUGGGACAAAGA
Hipposideros armiger (great roundleaf bat) is the source of this 3399-nucleotide messenger RNA. RefSeq names its product LHFPL tetraspan subfamily member 5 (gene LHFPL5). The record is from RefSeq and is a predicted model, not a curated record. Gene Ontology annotation, biological process: detection of mechanical stimulus involved in sensory perception; sensory perception of sound. Gene Ontology annotation, cellular component: plasma membrane. The transcript has 4 exons. Lineage: Eukaryota; Metazoa; Chordata; Mammalia; Chiroptera; Hipposideridae. The coding region runs from base 237 to 896 and encodes 219 amino acids.